Messenger RNA from Aureobasidium pullulans EXF-150, 1805 nucleotides. RefSeq names its product FAD/NAD(P)-binding domain-containing protein. Gene Ontology annotation, molecular function: oxidoreductase activity. The coding region runs from base 261 to 1643 and encodes 460 amino acids. NCBI's taxonomy places the organism in Eukaryota, Fungi, Ascomycota, Dothideomycetes, Dothideales, Saccotheciaceae. The record is from RefSeq and is a predicted model, not a curated record. The transcript has 2 exons.
CACCAAGUCCUUGUCACGGGCAAACAACAUGUUUCCCGUUGUCGGAGAAAAAAAAACUUGAUACUGUAUGGGCCGGCGAGCGAUUAGCUUCCGGUUGAGGCGCUGGGCAGAAGGUGAAGGCCGGCGAUGAUAACGCGUCUCAAACUUCAUACUUCGUCCUCGUCCUAUAUCUGCCACGCGGUCGUCGUGAUUUGUCUCCUUAGACCAUCAAGCAUCAAUUCACCGAGGGUACUGGAUAUCUUCAACCCAAAAAUACGUGCAUGAUGGAAAACCUCGACGUCGUCGUGAUUGGCGCUGGACUCGCCGGCUUGACCGCAGCUCGCGACAUCGUAAGAUCAGGCCUCUCUUGUGUCAUCUUGGAAGCAAGAGAUCGCGUCGGCGGCAAGACUUGGAGUCAGGAACUUCCAGACGGAAAGGGGACUGUCGACCUGGGCGCUGCUUGGAUCAAUGAUGUCAACCAGACUCGAGUGUAUGGCUUGGCCAAGCAAUACAAUGCAGAGUUCAUUGAGCAGAAUACUACCGGUAAUUGUGCAAUACAAGAUGGUAGCGGAAAGAUAUCGAGCUUCCCAUAUGGCGAAUUACCACAGUUCGAUGCUGCAACUGUGCAAGAUGUAGCACGAAUUCGUGAUAUGUGCGAAGCAGAUUGCCAACUUCUGGAUGUUUUCGACCCGAACGACAAGGACUUGGAUUCAAUAAGCUUCGAAGAGUACCUGAAAUCACGAGGAGCCACCGCAACAGCUUUAUCAACAGGAACAGUAUGGACGCGAGCAAUGCUCGGACAAGAGCCCAACCAUGUAUCAGCUUUGUACUUCCUCAACUACUGCAAAUCUGGAGGUGGACUUCUACAAAUGCGUUCAGAUCGCAAAGGUGGUGGCCAGCAUCUUCGUGUACGUCAGGGAAUGCAGCUAUUCUCCAAAGGACUUUCUGGUGAUUUGCCUGAAGGUACGAUUCGUCUAUCAAGUCCGGUGACGGCUAUCAACAACAAUACUGGAGCUGGCGCCGUGGAGGUACACACCAAGGAUCACACAAUCCAUGCUCGCAAGGUCGUUACAACCCUCCCCACACCUGCGCUCAAGAACAUUUCUUUCUCGCCCGACUUACCUUCUGGCAAGCGAUCAUGGAUUGAAGCGACCACCUAUGGAUACUACACGAAAGCCAUGAUGGUGUUCAAAUCACCAUUCUGGGUAGAAAAAGGCUUCUGCGGCCUCACACAAUCUUUCAUUGGCCCCUCGUCUGUCAUUCGUGACACCAGCAGUCCAGCGGAUAACAAGCACAUUCUCACAUGCUUCAUGAGCGGCAUACCCGGUCGAGCGUGGUCGGCACUAUCAGACAGCGAGCGCGAACAAAGCCUGCUGAAACAGAUCGGUCAGCUCUUCGGCGCGGAAGAUAUCGUCGACAAGGAGUUCAUCCAACUGGUCACUUACGAGUGGAUCAACGAUGAAUAUUCUGGUUGGGGUUGUCCUUGCACCGCUCUACCGCCAGGAGUUUUUUCAAAGCUUGGAGGUGGGAGCUUAAGAGUGCCAUGGCUGGACUUGCACUUCGCUGGUACGGAAACAGCUGGCGAAUGGAAGGGUUAUAUGGAAGGUGCGGUCCGUAGCGGCGAACGUGCGGCAGCAGAAGUGAUCAAGGCGCUCCAAGGUUGACCAAGCUUUUUAAUUCGGGCCAUCUUCACAUCGAGGCUGUCUCAAAAUUUGCUUGUGGCAUUUCCAUUCAAGAUGCAACUCUCUCAUUGCUUUCUUCCAUCCUUCCUAGGCGAGCAUCUCUUCUCUAUCUGUCAAAAUGCAGGAUCCUUUUCAGCGCUACGG